GCUUCUCACCUGAGUGAGUCCACACCUGCCCACGUGCCGCCCCACACUUACCAGUUAUUACAACACUGCUCACCUUCUGUCUUCCCGAUAUCACGCAACGAUUUAAGGUCAUGACUGAGAAAUAUCUGGUGCGCCCAUCCGUGCUGACCAAUUCAUUUAUCCGCACGUGUGAAAUAUAGAAAUAGAAAUAUAAGAUGCGACUAUAAAGUUGUUACAUUUAGUUGUGGUGGUGGAAAUGAGGAGUGUGUGGGCACGUGACGCUGUGCCGGAGGGCUGAGAGAUGCGCCACUGUUCCACAUCACUCUGUUGUGUUCUCAAGUGCUCGCUCCUGGAAAUAAGAUGAAGCCAAGUUCUCUGGAGAAGGUAUACGGGCAGUUCGUCCAGCGCUCCAUAGACCAGUACAAGGACCCGCGGCUGGAUAUAUUGGUUAAGUUCCGCAACACGAGUGUGGCAGCGCUCUCCCGCCGCCCCAACCAAGAUGUCUGCCCGCCCACGGAGACCAGCGAGGUGGGGGACACCCCCGACAGUCCUCCGGGCGUCUCCAGCAUCAAUCCCUCAGUCCCUAGGCGACCUGUCGUCCCCCGGGCCACAACCAGCACUCGGGGGGCGCUCUCUCUCAGGCGCGGGCCGGCACUCAGAAGCACCACUCGGUCGAGACCCACGAAGGACGUCCAUAGUAAAUCUCUUAUUAUAAAACAGGACAGAGUUUCUUGUCGGAAAAGGUCUUCUAGUUUAUCCGGGUCACCACAGGGAAGCUGCAACAGGCUGCCAGGACCCCGCCGCCCUGACCGCACCUUCAGACACCAGAUACCAGCUGGUAUGGUCAGUACGCCAAAGCUAGGCACUCCACCGCGUGCUUCAGUUCUCACCAGGACAAGUGCUACUCCGUCCACGAGUACUCCACUGAGUGGAAGUUCAAUCGCCACUAGGAGAAGGAUCUCAGGAAGUAAUGGCAGUGCAAAGAACAGUCCAAGCAGUAAGAAGUUUUCUAGUAGAGCCGAUGAUCGCAAACAGCGCAGUGUGAUAGACAAGAUAUCAAGCCCGGCAUGCAAGACGGAGAUAAGACGGUUGGUCACCACAUCUACCUCAUCCUCUGUCUCCAAACCUAGUGGCGGCGCUUCUAGUCUCAACAUCAAACGUUCACCCACCAAAAGGAACCAGUCAGUAUCGUUGAAGUGUCCAGUAUCGCACACGUGGACGAGCAAUCAAUCCCUAGAUAAGAGUCUUACUGCAAGUGUUCACAGAAAAAGAGCAGCCUUCAAGAAUCGUCAUAUGGGCAACACCGGUCAGCUAUCAGAAGGACGUGGCACCAGUAAAUUUGGGUCCUCGCGGGAACUUGGUGCCAUCAGCAGAAAAAAUAGUGUCGAUAAUACCGCUCCACGAGACAUUGGCAUGAUGGAAGAACACACACUAAAAACCCGACCGUCGCAAGGCAGGUCUCGAGGCUUAGGCUCUGUGGGAACACCUUCGAGACAACGGUCAACAGGAAGUAAUGUAUCGAGCAAGAAAUCUAAUGAAAAGUGUAUUGAAAGCGCCAAGAUGCACACCGUUCCCAAGAGCACCCUGAAGAGAGGUGACAGCAGGAUCAGUCCUGGUGAUCACUACACCCCCGGCAGCAACAGUCCUGGUGGUCACUACACCCCCGGCAGCAACAGUCCUGGUGGUCACUACACCCCCGGCAGCAACAGUCCUGGUGAUCACUACACCCCCGGCAGCAACAGUCCUGGUGGUCACUACACCCCCGGCAGCAACAGUCCUGGUGAUCACUACACCCCCGGCACCAACAGGAGGAGCACCAGUCACACGGACCGCAGUGCAUGCGUCCUGCUGGAGUCAUGCGAGCUGCCAGUCAUCCCAGGCUGA
This is a messenger RNA of Procambarus clarkii (red swamp crayfish), 1863 nucleotides long. The record is from RefSeq and is a predicted model, not a curated record. Lineage: Eukaryota; Metazoa; Arthropoda; Malacostraca; Decapoda; Cambaridae.